Messenger RNA from Sclerotinia sclerotiorum 1980 UF-70, 633 nucleotides. RefSeq lists its product with no specific name. The transcript has a single exon. The coding region runs from base 1 to 633 and encodes 210 amino acids. The record is from RefSeq and is a predicted model, not a curated record. Lineage: Eukaryota; Fungi; Ascomycota; Leotiomycetes; Helotiales; Sclerotiniaceae.
AUGGCUCUCGGUAUACCAGAAGAAAUUUCCGAAGAAUAUGAAGACGAUGAUAACUUCGCCACACAAUUUAAAGAAUUUGCCCUUGAAAAUAACAACAGUAUCACUCAAUUAUCUCCAGCACCAUCUCGUCGACAAGCAUCACCAACUUUUGAUACUUCCAAACCACUUCCACAACUUCCAGAUGAUGCAUUUACAUCAUCUUCAUUACCUCAUCCUCCAAACCUCUCUUUAACACUACCAAGAUCUCACUUCUCCGUCUCAACCAUCUCAACAGCUCUUACUUCUCCAACUGAUAGUCAUUUCGGCUUUAGUGAUACUUCAUCGAUGUUCGAUUCAUAUGAUGAGAGCGAUUUAAAUGAAGAAAAUGCCGAUACUUUUACAUACAACCCCAUGAUUUCAGAGGUUGAAAGAAGAAAAUUUAUAGGAUAUAGUUUACCAGAUGAAGAUAUUGCAUCAGAGCAAACUAUUUGCAAAGCUUCGAGUUUGUUAUCAAGAACUACUAGUAAUGAUACUUAUCCAAGAGAUUCGGCUUUGGUAGAGGGAAUUAAGGAAAGUGAGAGUGGAGAGGGAAGUGCUUUGGCGGAUUUCUUGGACGAUAUGGGAUAUUUGGGUGAUACUAUUCGGGAUAAAUGA